AUGGAAGCGGAAGCAUGUGCAGAGCGUUUUCUAUGGUGCUUCGCCCGCUACCACUGGUGGCCCGACGCUAUAACGAGCGAUAGGGGCUCGAAUUGGGUAGGCCGCUUUUGGAGGCACAUGUGCAAGUUACUGGGGAUCGACCAGCAGCUAAGCACGGCGUACCACCCCCAAACCGACGGAGGCCCUGAGAGGAUGAACCAAGAAGUACAGGCAUACCUCCGCGCCGUGAUUAACCAGAACCAGAACGACUGGGAUAAGUGGGUUCCCGCGGCUCAGAUGGCGUUAAACGGUCGGGUCAAUACCUCUAUAGGGAUGUCCCCAUUCUUCGCUAUACACGGCUAUGAGCCGAAGUCACCAGUUCCCCUCGUUACGGAAGCAUAUGCGGAAGAGUAUCCUCAGCAUUCGCCAGAAACCAGGGCAAAGAAAUUUGUUACCAAACUACAACAGAUUACGGACCUCUGCCAAGCAUCAAUGGCGACAGCUACGCAGCAACAAGAACGCUUCGCUAACAGACGACGGAACGCGGCAGAACGCUUCGAAGUAGGCGAUAAGGUUUGGCUUGACUUACGGAACUACGCGUCAGAGCGACCUAAGAAGAAGUUCGACUGGCUGCACGCUAAGUAUACGAUAAGCAAGGUACUCGACCCGUACACGGUUGAACUAGCAGACCUCCCGAGGGCUGCUAUAAUAGGUUCCACGUCGACCAACUCCGGAGAGCGGGGACGGACCCAAUGCCUGGUCAGCAACGCACAGACGCUCAACCCCAUCUAUCCAAACCCGACCUGGACCUCUUUAGACAAUAUGCAACAGACAGCGGCCUUGGAUAAGUACGAACAGAGAUACGGCCCGGCUCUCGAAAACGAUGGACCAUACCAGCACCGACGAGUGGCAACGGAAGCACAGCCGGCCCAAAUCCAGGGGCAAGUCGAAGGAAUACAACCACAGCUGCAGAUACAGGGCAAGAGAAUACGCGGACCACUACGGGCUAGGACUAAUGGCGACGCCCGUCGAUAG
Molecule: messenger RNA, 1014 nt
Organism: Hirsutella rhossiliensis
Lineage: Eukaryota; Fungi; Ascomycota; Sordariomycetes; Hypocreales; Ophiocordycipitaceae
Product: integrase core domain-containing protein
Exons: 2
Coding region: 1-1014 (337 amino acids)
Biological process (GO): DNA integration
Molecular function (GO): nucleic acid binding
Source: RefSeq, a predicted model, not a curated record